GUCCUCCUGAACCGGAUGCUAAUUUUCAAACCGACUGGCAACCUUUGGAUAAAAAUACCACCACCAUAUCCUCUACUUUCUGCAACACUAAGUAAUUGCAGAGCAGUGAACUUUUCUUUCUCAUGGCUACUGCAACUCAUUUUUGUUUCCCUCCACCAAUUUCAGUCUCUGCUCAGAAAAUUCAAAACGCUAAAUUUUUUACCCCCAGUCUCCAGACUACCCAAUCUCAAAUUUGCACCAGAAUUCGUUGCAAUGGGGGAGACCUAUUGGGCGAUUUUGGGGCGAGAGAUCCGUUCCCAGCUGAAAUAGAGAGUAAAUUUGGUGAAAAAGUUUUGGGUAAUACUGAUACGGAGCACAAAAUUCUCAUCCCAACUGCUUCUGCUCUGUCCCUUGCUCAGCAAGAGUGCACUGUUAUCUCGCCUGGUCAAACUCCUCUCUCGGAGUAUGAAGCUCGCCAGCUCCUAUUCAAGGUUGUUGGAUGGAGACUGGCACAUGAAGGUGGGGUGCUCAAGCUACAAUGUACGUGGAAAUUAAGAGACUUCGAAUGUGGGGUUGAACUUAUCAAUAGAAUAGGCAAGGUGGUGGAAGGCACUGGGCACGUCCCCACACUUCUUCACUUAGAGCAGUCCAAUCAAGUUCGUGCUGAGCUAUGGACUGCUUCCAUCGGAGGUUUGAGCAUAAACGAUUUCAUUGUAGCUGCUAAAAUAGAUCAGAUAAAGACAUCGGACCUUGUCCCAAGAAAAAGAGUUUGGGCAUAAUCAGAUAGCUUUGCAUUUUGCACCAAAUCCGGCUUCCACAAUUAUAUUCGCUUGUUUUUUCGAAUUGGACCUAUAAAACAGAUAGUGAUGGUGGUAAAACCUUGUCUUAAGCAAAUGGCAAGGAUUAUCGCAAUGAUUUUGUAUUAACAUUCAGAAGCAAUAAAAUAAUAUAUGUCGUGAUUCAUUCUAAACAA
Messenger RNA from Nicotiana attenuata, 952 nucleotides. Its product is annotated as putative pterin-4-alpha-carbinolamine dehydratase. The record is from RefSeq and is a predicted model, not a curated record. Gene Ontology annotation, biological process: tetrahydrobiopterin biosynthetic process. Bases 123 to 758 code for a protein of 211 amino acids. Lineage: Eukaryota; Viridiplantae; Streptophyta; Magnoliopsida; Solanales; Solanaceae. Gene Ontology annotation, molecular function: 4-alpha-hydroxytetrahydrobiopterin dehydratase activity. Gene Ontology annotation, cellular component: plastid. The transcript is spliced from 3 exons.